Micromonas pusilla CCMP1545 is the source of this 507-nucleotide messenger RNA. RefSeq lists its product as uncharacterized. NCBI's taxonomy places the organism in Eukaryota, Viridiplantae, Chlorophyta, Mamiellophyceae, Mamiellales, Mamiellaceae. The coding region runs from base 1 to 507 and encodes 168 amino acids. The record is from RefSeq and is a predicted model, not a curated record. Gene Ontology annotation, biological process: tRNA metabolic process. Gene Ontology annotation, molecular function: D-tyrosyl-tRNA(Tyr) deacylase activity. The transcript has a single exon. Gene Ontology annotation, cellular component: cytoplasm.
AUGCGCGCGGUCGUGCAGCGCGUCAAGAGCGCGUCCGUGACGGUCGACGGCGAGGUCGUCUCCGCGAUCGGCCCCGGUCUGAUGGUCCUGGUCGGCGUCAAGGAGGGCGACGGAGUGGACGAGCUGGAGUGGACGUGCAAGAAAGUUGUAAAUCUUCGACUGUUCCAUAGCGACGCGGAGGGGAAGCCGUGGGCGCGCUCGGUCGCGAGCGCGGCGGACGCGGGGAAGGCGCCGCGCGAGAUCUUGUUCGUCUCGCAGUUCACGCUGCACGCGAGCGUGACGAAGGGGAACAAGCCGGACUUCCACCGCGCGAUGCGCGGCGAGGACGCGAAGGUUCUUUACGAAAAGUUUUUGACGCGCGCGCGACGCGCGCUCGUCGACGCGACGGGCGAGAGAGACGCGGGAAACAGGGUGAAGGACGGCGUGUUCGGGGCGACGAUGGACGUCGCGCUCGUGAACGACGGCCCGGUCACGGUCGUCGUGGACAGCGACGAUCGCAGCAAGUGA